AGGCUCUUCUAUAUUACACCAACCCCAGCUCUUUUUCCACAUUCCAAAGUCAACAAAACCAAAUCCUAAAAGGCUCAAGCUCUGUUCUUUUCACUCCAAAAUCAAAAUCUCUGCAACCCUUCUUUUCCUUAGAUUCUCUCUUCCUCUUGCUCCCACAUUCACAAAUGUUUCAAUCAGAAGAUGGCCAUAGAUUCUUCAAAUUUAGAAGCUCAGCUUCCUUUCCAUGACUUAUCUGUGGUCUUUUCAUUUUCUGAUCAUUGCCUUUUCAAUAUUCUUGUCAAAUUCUUUUAGUCCACAAGUUUCUUCAACCACACCUCUCAUUAGACUUUUGGCUCAUAAAACACUAUCAGUGGUGUGAUCUUAUUGCCUAAUCUAUUCAAAACAGUUUCUUAAACAGUUUCUUUGUCUUCCUAUAUAAAUAACUUGAAGGGACACCCUUUCCUGGUUAAGCUCUUCAUCUCUCGAGACUGUUGACACCAAUGGUUACCAAACAAUUCUGCGAGCUUUCUUGUGGAGUUGUAAACAUGGCAUGGAUUAUGCUUAGUGUUGACAACUUGAGGCUCUUGUGGCAAUUGUCUGGUGUCUUCUCGUAUGAGAAUCAUGAGUGGAAGCCUCGGAUCAUCUAGCAACUACCUUUUUCAGUAGAUUUUUAAGCUCAUCCCAUUGAGAUAAUUACAUAUAUAAUUAUAUUACAAUUGUUUGUUGUUGCUAAGUGAAUUUUCAAAAAGUCUAUAACACACACGUACCAGUUUAAGCCAGAAUUAGUCAUAGUGAUUGAUUCAGCAGCUAGAGCCAUGUACAAGGGAAGAUUAGGAGGCAAAGCUCAGCUUAAUGGAUAUGUUGAAACAAACCCAUCUGGUCGAUAUGGACGUUUCAGGGACAUUCUAGGCAAAGGAGCUAUGAAGGUAGUGUAUAAGGCAUUUGAUGAGGUCCUCGGGAUAGAGGUGGCUUGGAACCAAGUCAAGCUGGGUGAUGUGUUUCAUUCACCAGACCAACUUCAACGCUUAUAUUCAGAGGUUCAUCUCCUCAAGAAUUUAGACCAUGACUCCAUCAUGAUCUUUCAUGAUUCUUGGAUCGAUGUCCGUGGUAGAACAUUCAACUUCAUCACUGAGUUGUUCACCUCUGGCACCCUACGAGAGUAUAGAAAGAAAUACCCUCAAGUUGAUAUCAGAGCAGUGAAGAACUGGGCACGCCAAAUUCUUAGUGGUUUGGAGUAUUUGCACAACCAUGAUCCUCCUGUGAUACAUAGGGACCUGAAGUGUGAUAAUAUCUUUGUCAAUGGCCAUUUGGGGCAGGUCAAGAUUGGUGACUUAGGCCUUGCAGCCAUUCUUAGUGGCUCCAGACAUGCUCAUAGUGUCAUAGGUACACCAGAAUUUAUGGCACCAGAAUUGUAUGAAGAGGAAUACAAUGAGCUAGUAGACAUCUACUCAUUUGGAAUGUGUAUGAUAGAGUUGUUCACUUCAGAAUUCCCAUACAGCGAGUGCUCCAAUCCUGCUCAAAUAUACAAGAAAGUUACUUCUGGUAAGCUACCAAAUGCAUUUUAUAGAAUCCACGAUUUGGAAGCUCAAAGGUUUGUGGGAAAGUGUUUGGCAAAUGUCUCUAAGAGGUUAUCAGCAAAGGAGCUCUUGUUGGAUACAUUUUUAGCUACGGACCAACUUGACUCGCCAUUGCCAAGCCCCACACUGCCAAGAAAACACACUCCCCCACUCAAUUUCACUGCAGCAGUUUCCAAAAAGCAACCUUCAAUGUGUGACCAAACAAAGACCACAAACAUGACCAUCACGGGGUCAAUAAAUGAAGAGGAUAACACAAUUUUCCUUAAAGUACAAAUUUCGAACAAAAAAGAAAAUUUGAAUGCAGGGCAAACAAGAAAUAUAUACUUCCCAUUUGACAUCAUAAAUGACACUGCUAUUGAGGUGGCAACGGAGAUGGUUGACGAACUAGAAAUCAGAGACUUGGAACCACUAGAAAUUGCUGAAAUGAUAGAGGAGGAGAUAUCAAUUUUAGUUCCUACAUGGAAGGAUUGGGGUACUUGUAAAUAUCAACAACAACACAGUUUUAGCUAUGAAGAAGAGGAUGAUAUCAGUAACCACCACCCUUUCUUGUCAUCAUCUUCUAGCUCUUCGUCUCACAGUCCUCUCCCAAUAUUUUCUUCCUCCUACAAGAACAACCACCUCUGUGAGAACCAUCACCCUUUUGCUCGAGAUUGGCAUCAAGAUGAUCUAUUUAUGAAUGAUGAUGAAAGCUCUGAAAGCUCAAUGAACUCCUUGAAGUGUUUCAAUUUCCACUACUGUGACUCAGGCAAUGAAGAGAAACUUAAUCCAAUAUUUGUAGUAGGAACAGAACACAUUUCCUGCAGUACGCCAAAGGCCAAUAACAAGUGCUCAGGAUUCUGUCCUCGAGAAGAGGAUGUUGACGUUGAUAAACAUUUUUGCAACAUAAGAAUUGAUUCUCACUCUCGCAGGCAUCAUGGGCCAGGACAUGGAUUUCGAAAGUUGACAAGGAUACACUCGUAUGUAGAUGUGAGGAGACAACAACAUCAACAGCGAUCUCUGAUCGAGGAGAUGCACAAAAGGAGGAUGUUCAAGACGGUCGGUUCCAUUGAGAAUAUUGGGUUUCAGAAUCCAGAAGGAGGUGCAUUUUGAAGCUCCUGGAUUCAGAAACACUCUUAUUUCACUACUUUUGGGGCUUUAUUUAUUGCCCAUAUCUGUGAAUAUUUGUAAACCACAUGACAUGAACUCAUCUGAAUAUUGUGAAAUACUUGUAAUAAUGAUAUAUGUUUAUGUUAAGAGAGAUGUUUACUUGCUUGUAAUAA
Lotus japonicus is the source of this 2815-nucleotide messenger RNA. Its product is annotated as probable serine/threonine-protein kinase WNK5. Gene Ontology annotation, molecular function: ATP binding; protein serine/threonine kinase activity. Gene Ontology annotation, cellular component: cytoplasm. Lineage: Eukaryota; Viridiplantae; Streptophyta; Magnoliopsida; Fabales; Fabaceae. Gene Ontology annotation, biological process: intracellular signal transduction; protein phosphorylation. The coding region runs from base 795 to 2645 and encodes 616 amino acids. The transcript has 7 exons. The record is from RefSeq and is a predicted model, not a curated record.